AUGGGAGUUUUUCUCCACUUGUUCUUCACCUCUGUGGUUCUCUCGCACGGACUAGUUCUAUCCUGCCCAGAUGAUCAAUGCCGUAUAUUGGCAUUUCCAUCCACUUUGUUCUUCGUGGGUGAACGUCUUGUCAACCACACCAUAGCAAACAUCAGUGUGAUUGACAGGGACACGUGUGAAUAUCGUUGCUACUUGGACCACAAUUGCGUCAGUGUUAACUUUUAUUUUGGAGAAAACGGAGUAGAAGCACACAACUGUGAACUGAAUAACUCAACGGGUAAAGAGUAUGAUGAGGAUCUGGUGAAAGCAGCGAACUAUGUAUACCACGGAACUAAGAAUGUUUGCGCUCAAGCUCCAUGCGGGAAUUACGGCACCUGUCAGUCGGGAUUUACAAGAAAACGAUAUCGAUGUUUAUGUGCGUCUGGAUUCACCGGCCACGAUUGUGAAAAAGAGGGUUCGAGAUUUAGAAUCGGUUGUACUUCUGACACUGGGAGGAAAAAAGGAUGGGGGCGCAAUUUCAGUUUUCACGCUCUUUUUCUCAACUCGGGGUAUUGUGUCUUGUUCAGGAUGAACAGGAAAGAACUUGAACCACCUUCCAGCGUUCAGAAUUUCCACAAUUGUAGCGGAAAUGCUAGUUGUACAAACACCGAGGGAUCUUACAAUUGUUCUUGUAAUCCUGGAUUCAGCAGGGAUGGUGUUAAGGACAUUGACGAGUGCUCUAAAAACAGCCAUAACUGCAGCUAUACAACCUCUACUUGCACCAAUACAAAGGGAUCAUUCAAGUGCAUUUGUAAACCUGGAUUCAUUCAAGAUGGACACAACUGCACAGACAUUGAUGAGUGUGCUCAGAAUACCCACAACUGCAAUAGGGACAACGCCACUUGUACAAAUACAGAGGGAUUGUUCAACUGCUCUUGUGAUCCUGGAUUCAGAGGGGAUGGACACAACUGUGCAGCUUUCAAAGCUCUUUUUACCAACCUUGGUGCAACUGGAACACAUGGUCCAACAAGUCUGGGUAUUAGCUACUCGGGUCACGAUCAUGACGGACAAGUUACACUGUCCAGCGGUAUUCAACAAUGGACUGUGCCGUAUACUGGUGAAUACAGAAUAGAAGCAAUAGGAGGAGCAGGAGGAUACGAUUCCCACCCCAACAGCGCUAAGUAUCGAGGAAGAGGAGCAAGAAUGAUUGGAACAUUCAGCUUAAGCAAGGGAGAAGUCAUUCAGAUACUUGUUGGUCAAGAAGGAGGGAUUAACAAGCUCUACCCUUCUUCUGGCGGUGCUGGAGGUACAUUUGUGGUGAGGGGAGGCAACACACCUUUGAUUAUAGCCGGAGGUGGAGGAGGAAUACAGAAUCCAAGUUCAAGACAUCCAGGAUGUGAUGCUAAUGCUGGUUCUUCGGGAAAUCCUGGGUACAAGUCAUGGUCAGGAGGGAGUCAUGGAAAUGGUUCACAGAUUGCUAAUGGUGGUUAUUCCGGUGGCGGCGGCGGAGGUUUCUACUCCAGCGGCAGAAGUUCAAAGCAGUUUGGUGGUACCAUGGGAACUGGUGGAGAGGGUGGUAAGGGAUUCUUACAGGGAGGGGUGGGAGGUAAAGCCAAGAUGAAGAGUGCUGAUGGUGGAUUUGGUGGAGGAGCAGGUGGUUAUGGAUGGUCAGGGGGUGCGGGAGGAGGAGGAGGGUACUCUGGAGGAAGCAGUGGCCAUAAUAGCUGGAAUUCUUGUGGAGGCGGUGGAGGAUCUUAUAAUGUUGGUAAAUAUCAACAAAAUGACUGUUGCUAUCGAUCAUAUGGUCAUGGUCAGGUGAUCAUAACUUUAUUGUAA
Molecule: messenger RNA, 1815 nt
Organism: Pocillopora verrucosa
Lineage: Eukaryota; Metazoa; Cnidaria; Anthozoa; Scleractinia; Pocilloporidae
Source: RefSeq, a predicted model, not a curated record